AUGUUUCCUGCAUAUUCCAAAUGUCCCCACAAUGCACUCAGUAUGCUAAAUACUUACCUCAUAAGUAUCCAAAAAAGGUCCAUCACAACUCAAACCCAAAACAAACAAGUAAACAGAUUUAAUAAUGAGAAAAAAUUUCCACCUUCUUUAAACGGGGCGUUAACAAGCGCACAACUCACCUGGCUAUCUAAUUGCACUCGAAGACAAUGGAAUCUUGACUCUAGAAUGUCCAAACCCGUGGUUCCACUGGCGGAGAAAGAUGAAUUGAAACUUGAAGAUGAUGGUGGAGAAGAAAGUGGAUUAGUGGCAAUAGAUGAGCUUCCCGAAGGUAACAGAUUUGAGGUUGACACCGAGGAGGUUUGA
Rodentolepis nana is the source of this 363-nucleotide messenger RNA. The record is from the annotation of a GenBank genome assembly. Lineage: Eukaryota; Metazoa; Platyhelminthes; Cestoda; Cyclophyllidea; Hymenolepididae.